Aspergillus melleus is the source of this 1083-nucleotide messenger RNA. RefSeq lists its product as uncharacterized. The coding region runs from base 1 to 1083 and encodes 360 amino acids. The transcript is spliced from 2 exons. The record is from RefSeq and is a predicted model, not a curated record. Lineage: Eukaryota; Fungi; Ascomycota; Eurotiomycetes; Eurotiales; Aspergillaceae.
AUGAGAAAAGAUCGUCUUUUCCAGGGCCUAGGCGAGCAAUUGGGAGAAAUCACCCUCAACGCCAUCCGUCCGGCGGAGAGAGAAGCCGUCACGAAAGCCGGCCUGCAAGUGCUAACGUCGUACAAUCUACUUUGGAAAGGAUCGACGGUGGUGCCUGGGUUCCCGCCCAUCUGGCACCCCGCCAAUGCGCCCAAAAAGGUCAAGCCCGAUAGAGGCACAUACCUAAUGGACCCGGCACGGCAUUGGUAUCCUAAGUUUCCUCUGGAGCCGCUGUUCCGGGCAUUGCGGAUCACGAAGCCGGAGAUGAAAUUGAACAAUGUCGAUCUGAUCACGGACCGACGUAAUCUCCGCCAGUUGCUGGACUUUGUGGGUGGCAGAACGCAGAGGCCCUUUCGCAUCGGGGUAGGAGUUUUCAAAAACACAAUAUUGUUCUCCUGUGCAUCGGACCGAAGGGCAAUGAUACGCGCUCGCAAUUUCCAAGGACAUGGCUAUGAGUUUGAAAAGGUGUAUACCCGCCGACCGUCACUCCUCAAUCAUAGCCAUACUCACCAUCGGGUUAUUAGCUACACGAUAGGGGAUGUCAGGACCAUCCUCCGAUACGAGGCCGAUGGCUGCACUGCCUCUGGGAAAGGCCUUUCUCGACAAUCGGUUCUAUCCUCUAGUGGAAAGUCUUCGACGGGUACCCAAAUCCGCAAAUGGGGGGCGUUGGUCGACCCAUCACAAAUUGUUGAGAUAAAAACGGGGCCCAUCAGAAGGAGGCUGAACGGCACGAAGACUCUAGAACAGCUUUGGCUUGCUGACACGCCCAUUCUUUGUUCCGGAAGAUACGAUGAGUCCGGCUUGUUUACCGAUGUCACUGAAGAGAACUGUUUAGAGUCGGGAAAGCUCAGCGAGUGGGAGAAAGGCCACCAGAACAAAUUGCAGAAGCUUGCCGCGUUACUUCGACUCAUUGUGAAUACGGCGCAUUCAGCAUUAUGGGAUGAGUGCGCGCUAGUUGCAUCGGAAGGGAGAUUAAAAAUCUUCGAUCUGGCCGACCAGAGUGAGACAGCACUCCCUAUCGACUUAAGGUCUAUGUGGGGGUAG